GGGGCCCCAAACCCGAAUUACCCGACCGCCCAACUAUAAAAACAACUCCCACGUCUAGGUUCUCGUUUUCAUGCAACGGGCUUAAAGAAGAAAAGAGGAACAGUUGUUCCGCGUUUUCGCUCUUUCCUCUCAGGUCAUCUUCGUCGGUUCCAUUAGAAGGUGCAAUAAUUAUUUUCCCUUUCUUUCCUAGCAAGAGCGUUAAUAGAGUGACCUGCAGGCAUGGCUGAGGAGGGUUAUAAUGUUACCUUGAAUUUGUACGACUUGAGCCAAGGACUUGCUCUGCAGCUUUCAACGACCUUGUUAGGGAAGGCUAUUGAGGGGAUAUGGCACACUGGAGUUGUGGUUUAUGGUAAGGAAUACUAUUUUGGUGGAGGAAUCCAGCAUGCUCUUGUUGGGACAACAUCAUAUGGGAAGCCGAUUAGAGUCAUUGAUUUAGGAGUUACUCAUGUGUCUGAGGAUGUGUUUGAGAUGUAUUUGCAGGAGAUUAGUCCUCGUUACACGGCUGAGACCUACAGUUUGCUUACCCACAAUUGCAACAACUUCAGCAAUGAGGUUGCCCAAUUUCUAGUUGGUUCCGGCAUUCCAGACUAUAUCUUGCAGCUGCCUAAUGAAGUUAUGAGCAGCCCCAUGGGUGCACUUUUAAUGCCCAUGAUACAGAAUUUAGAGACAACCUUGAGAGCUGGUGCUGUUCCUCAAGUUCCCCAAUUCACCCCUUCUGUAUCCAGUCUGUCAUCUCGGUCCACAACUGCCAACGUGUACGCCAACACUACACAGAAAAAAGAGGUUGACAGUAAGGCGAAGGCUGUGGAGCAGCCAAAAUCCGAGGAAGUCAAGACAACGCCACCUUCUAAACCGACUGGAGCACAGGAAAAAUGUCAAACUGGUAGAGCUGCAGCAGAUCCACUUGGAGAUGCACGAGCCAAGGUCCAAGAGGAGAUAACACGUGAAUUUUCCGCCAUCAUGGCCACUGGAACAUUGCGAGCUAGUGAGGCAGCAGCACUGGCGACCAGAAAAGUGAUGCAGAAAUACGGGCACUUGAAUGUUGCCAUGCCACAGAGUUAGAUGCAGGAAAGAUUAAAGGAAAAAAAGAACUUUGUUUUCUUUUCUUCCUUGCAGGUGCAGCCAUGGAUAUUUGGAUUCGGACAAAUUGAAAUCAUUUCAUAAUAAUGACUCGACUUCAUUAACAAAAUGAUUUGAAUUUUUCUA
Molecule: messenger RNA, 1206 nt
Organism: Hibiscus syriacus
Lineage: Eukaryota; Viridiplantae; Streptophyta; Magnoliopsida; Malvales; Malvaceae
Product: desumoylating isopeptidase 1-like
Exons: 6
Coding region: 220-1062 (280 amino acids)
Biological process (GO): protein modification by small protein removal
Molecular function (GO): peptidase activity
Source: RefSeq, a predicted model, not a curated record